Dermatophagoides pteronyssinus (European house dust mite) is the source of this 2468-nucleotide messenger RNA. Its product is annotated as putative glutamate receptor. NCBI's taxonomy places the organism in Eukaryota, Metazoa, Arthropoda, Arachnida, Sarcoptiformes, Pyroglyphidae. Gene Ontology annotation, cellular component: membrane. The record is from RefSeq and is a predicted model, not a curated record. Gene Ontology annotation, molecular function: ligand-gated monoatomic ion channel activity.
AAAGCUGGGUAAUUUUUUUCUUGUUUCAUACUGAAAACUACUGCCACUGCCACAGAUUUUCCUAUUUACCCGCCAUUUGAAGAAGAAAACCAAAAAAAAAAAUCGGAUAUAACCUUCACCCAAAACUUUUGGUACAAACUCACUUUACUUUACUCAUUGUAUAGUAUGUGUGUGUGUGUGUGUGUGUUCCAAAUGGAACUAUAGCUUCAGCCAUUCAAACAUUCGUUCAUUCAUUCAUUUGUUUUAUUUUGAUGCAGAAAAAAUAACAACAACAACAACAACGACGACGACAACAACAAACUAGAAUUUUUGACAUUUUACACCAAAAAACUAGGCCAUCAUUAACUUUUGGUUAUUUUUUUUUGUUAAAGAAAAAAAUUCAUAAUUUUAAAGAAUUUUGAAAAAUUCUUAUUGUUUUUUUCUUCUGAUCUUUAAUCUUUCAUAAUCUGAUUCAUUGUGUGUGUGUGUCAGUGGGUUUCUGUGUUUAUAUUGUUGAAACAAAAAUAAAAACCAAGCAAAACCAAACCAAUAAUUGAAUUUUUUGAGUACCUUGAAUUAAGAAUUUCAACAACAACAACAACAGCAAAAAUGCCACCAUAUUCAAUAAUAAUAAUGUUCAUUGCAAUUGCAAUGACAACAAAUAUUUCGAUUUGGGCACAACCAGCUAAUCAAAAUCGACCUACAUUGCGUGGUUUAACAUCAUUGCGACCACCAUUUGUUGAAAAAGAUUUAAAUGGCAAAUUAAUUGGAUUUUUUGUCGAUCUUUUGGAUGAAAUGGCUUUAAUUGGUAAUUUUAAUUAUUCAUUAAGAGAUCCGGGUAAUCAACAUACAUCAAAUGAUCCAUUUCAAAAUCGUCCACCUGGUUUGAUAACUGAUAUUCAUCAAAAUAGAGCGGAUUUUGCUAUUGCUGAUUAUCUUUAUCGUACGGCAAGUGCACAACGUUAUGUUGAAUUUACUGAUUCAUAUAUGGAAUCAAAUUUGAGUGCAUUGAUACAUAAAGAUCGUAUCAUACAGAAUAAUAUUAAAACUAUUGAUGAUUUAUUGGAUCAACGAACAAAACCACCAGCCGUUAUACCGAUUAAUUAUCAACAACAACAACAACAACAGCAGCAACAAUCAAAUCAACAACAACAACAACAACCAGAAAUAAUACAAUUAGGUACUGUACGACCAAUUUAUCGUGAUCUAAGUGUUGGUACUGAUCCAUUAAGUCGUCGUAUUUAUGAACAAUUGCAUAAUAAUCCAAGUAAUAUGGCUGAAAAUCGUCAAAUUGGUAUUGAAAGAGCAUUGAAAACACCAUAUGCAUUCAUACAGGAAAGUAUCAAUAAUGAAUUGGCAAUGGAUGAAUAUUGUGAAUUAACACAAAUCAAAUUGGAAUCACAAAAUCUUCCAAAAGCCGAUACACAUUAUGAAUUUGGUAUAAUUGGACAGAAAUUUUCAACACAUUUGGAAACAAUGAAUCGUGCUAUUCGUCAAUUAAAAGCUAAUGGUCGUUUAGAUGAAUUAAAACGUCGUUAUUGGAAUCGUAAAUGUAAUGGUGGUACAAAUAAUUUUGAACAAUAUCGUUAUUUAAUGACUGUUGUAACAACAUUAUUUUCAUUAUUCAUGUCAAUAUUUAUUCUUAGCUAAAUUCUUUACCCCUCAAAAAACCGAAAAAACCAAAACCAAAAACAAAAACAGCCAAAAAUACAAUCCACACCGAACAUAUUAUUGUCCAGAUUGACCAAAAAAACAACGAAAAAAAAACCAAAAAAAAGGAGAAUCUCUAUCACAAACACACGUAUAAUCAUUAUAUAUUUACCGAAAUAGAUUACCUUACAUUAUUUCAUUUAAACAACAAAAAAAACUUUACAAACAUUUUAUCAUUAUAUAACUACAUCUAUAUCAACAAAAAAAUACUCUAUUUUGCUUCCAGGUGAAAAACAAAAACGCAUUUUAAAAAAAUAUACGAAGAAAAUUACAUUUUUUAGUGCCAAAAUUUUUUUUGCGGGAAAAAACAGACAAGAGAACGAGAAAAGGGUUAAAUUCUUCUUCGACAACAAUUUCAUUAACACCUUUGUUUCCUCAUUUAUUUGCCAAAAUUUUAGCCAAAAACAAACAAAAACAAAACAAAAAAAAUUAGUGCUCAUUAUUCGAUAUUAGAGAAGAUGUUUUUAUUUAGUGAAAAUUGAUUGAGAUUAAUAUAAUGUAAAUAUAUUUGUAAUUUUUAUUUCGGUAUUUUUUUUUCUUUGUUUUGUUUUGUUUUUUUUCUUUGUUGAUCUCAUUGACAUUUGAUUCUUAUUAUAUCAUAUUAUUAAACGAUGCUCAUCUCACCGAAUCUCUUGACAAACACAAACACAAACACUGGAAAAAAAAACUUUGUUUUUAGUUUAGAAUUUUGUUUUUUUGUUUUCAAUUUUUUGUUUUUGAUUCUUUUGCUUGCUCCAAUCUCAACAAACAACCAUAAUAAAAUCCGAUUAAUUGUAUGA